Ixodes scapularis (black-legged tick) is the source of this 1288-nucleotide messenger RNA. Its product is annotated as transmembrane protein 266. Gene Ontology annotation, biological process: proton transmembrane transport. Bases 56 to 1288 code for a protein of 410 amino acids. NCBI's taxonomy places the organism in Eukaryota, Metazoa, Arthropoda, Arachnida, Ixodida, Ixodidae. Gene Ontology annotation, cellular component: plasma membrane. The transcript has 10 exons. Gene Ontology annotation, molecular function: voltage-gated proton channel activity. The record is from RefSeq and is a predicted model, not a curated record.
UGGGUCUUCCUGCGAGAGAAAUCAAGAGAAGUUGCGCGGCUGAAAUGCCGCCGAUAUGGCGCCUUCAAUAAGUAAAGAAGAAUUGAUGAGGAACUCUGAUCCCCUAGUCUGGGAACUAGGUGGUACAGACGAUGCAGAGAAAACCGAAAGGCUCUGUGAGUGCCUCUGGAUUGCUCUGAACAGCAGGUUUUGUAAUAUUAUAAUUGUGACAAUAACUGUGAUUGAAAGUCUAGUCAUCCUCUCCGAACUGCUCAUAGAUUUAGAAUAUAUCCAAGAUCCGGCAUGGCAUCCCAAAAAUUAUAACUGCUCUGUCAAUCAAACUCUGCCUGCCUAUCCCAGUGCAAGGUUGAAAGCAGCCAAAACCAUAUUGUCCUACCUAAGCCUUGCCAUACUAACUAUAUUUUUAACUGAGGUCAUAUUUAGGAUUGUGACUGGGAAGUCUAGAUUUCUAGUGCAGGGAUUAGAGAUACUAGAUGCAGUCAUCAUCAUCACAGCCUUUUCGCUGGAUGUGGCUUUCUAUGCAUCGCCUACAAAAGACAAAGCCAAGGAGGCUGCAGUGCUGAUAGUUCUUUUAAGGGUCUGGAGAAUCAAGAGGGUUAUUGACAGUAUUGUUGACGUCGAGAAACUCAAACUCAGCUACAUUAUCAGCGAGUACCAGCGGGAGAAGACGAUAUCAGAAAACAAGGGAGAAGUGCUCAUACUAAGGGUGGAAGACUUAGAGCAUGAAGUUGCCUACCUGAAGGAGAAGCACAAAAAGACGGAGAAAGAGCUGCAGGCGCUGCGCAAGCGCGGAAAGCGUGACAGUGGGUCUUCAUCUUCCUCGAGCUGCCGCCACGCCACCGUCACCAUUGGCAUCGAGACCUGCCUUCCAUCUUCCAGCUCAGUGGAGACUCAGACCAGUGAUCUUUCUGAUAAGCAGCAGCACGGCACCUGCUUGUCUGGUAGUUCUUUUCUUCGGUGCGCAGCAUGCGCCGUGACUGAAGCCAAGUGGAACUGCAAGUUUGCACGCUAUGCCGUUGAGUUGGCAGCCUUCUACUUCACUGCCAUCCACAGACCAGGGAGGGAAAAUGUUGCUGAAAAUUUGCCUCGCUACCAUGUUCCCCAACAGGCAUGUCUCGUGUUGAAAUUGCAGGAUUUGGAGCUUGUUCACAUGCAGCAAACUGACGAGUACUGCCACCAAAUUCUAGAGAAGCUGGAGAACCAGCCCGACACUCAACCAGAAACGAGUUCACGACCCCUUAAAGUUUUUAUACUCUGUAUUAAUCCACGUAACAAAUGGAGGCCGUGA